CCGUCCGCUAAGCGAGCCAGUCGCUCCUACUAUUAAUUAGGACAAACAAUUAUGUCAUCGAAAUACAACAAAUUAGACAUUCUGUUCACGCGAUUAUUGGUUCUGUUGUGACAGUGAUAAAGUUCAAUUUUGUGCAAGUGAAAGAAACUAUUUACUUUAAGGUGGAUUUUAACAAAAAUGACCGUGACCUGGAAAUAACAAUAAAACCAUGAUUCCAGUCCGAUCUUUAAGAUAGCAUUAGGAUAAGUACCGCUCAAAAAUAUAAGACAAUAAAGUGACCUAAGUGAAGUGAAGUGAAGAUGAUGAACAAAAUGGUGAUGGUGACGGCUUUUGUGCAAUUAGUGAUGAUGAUGAGCUGUGAAGGUGCUAGAGUUGCUGCCGCUGUCAGUUUUUUAACAAAUGCCUCCUACCAAGAGAUUGAGCUGAAAGGCGAGUCCAGCCUGUCCCUCCGCGACAUCUUGCCAGUGAAGGCGAAGUACUACGACAAGAACAGGGCUCCGAAGCUGCUGGGGCAGCCCACGGUGGUCUACUUCCACGUCACUGUGCUGUCGCUUGACUCCAUCAAUGAGGAGAGUAUGACCUACGUAGCAGACAUCUUCCUCGCUCAAUCCUGGAGGGACCCCCGUCUCCGUCUCCCAGAAAACAUGCACGAAGAAUACCGGAUCCUGGACGUGGAAUGGCUGAACAGCAUCUGGAGGCCGGACUGCUUCUUCAAGAACGCCAAGAAGGUCACCUUCCAUGAGAUGAGCAUCCCCAACCAUUAUCUAUGGCUGUACCAUGACAAGACUUUGCUGUAUAUGUCAAAGUUAACAUUAGUAUUAUCUUGCGCAAUGAAGUUUGAAUCGUAUCCACACGACACGCAAAGCUGCUCCAUGAUGAUUGAAAGUUUGUCCCACACGGUCCACGACCUGGUGUUCAUCUGGAACCUGACAGACCCCCUGGUGGUGAACCCUGACAUCGAACUGCCUCAACUAGACAUUUCUAACAACUACACCUCGGACUGCACUAUCGAAUACUCUACAGGUAACUUCACCUGCUUAGCGGUCGUCUUCAACUUGCGCAGGCGCCUCGGCUACCACCUGUUCCACACGUACAUCCCCUCAGCACUCAUCGUGGUGAUGUCCUGGAUCUCUUUCUGGAUCAAGCCCGAAGCCAUCCCGGCGAGAGUCACGCUUGGCGUCACCUCGUUACUGACUUUAGCAACCCAGAACACGCAGUCCCAGCAGAGUCUACCACCAGUUUCCUAUGUCAAAGCAAUAGACGUGUGGAUGUCGUCCUGCUCUGUUUUCGUAUUCCUCUCACUCUUCGAGUUUGCGGUAGUCAACAACUACAUGGGGCCUGUGGCUACGAAGGCCAUGAAGGGGUACUCUGACGAAGACCUGUCGAGGGAUCUGGACGCGUUCAAACACAUAUUCCCCAACACAGUGGACCCAAGAGCCAGUACAUCAGCCUCCAUACCCCAGUACGAAACCUUCUGCAACGGGAGAGAGACAGCUGUAUACAUCGAUCGGUUCUCUCGCUUCUUCUUCCCGUUUUCAUUUUUCAUACUCAAUGUGGUGUAUUGGUCUACGUUUUUGUAGAGUUUUUAGUUAAGAUGUUAAGGCAUUUAGAGACAUUGAUAAAGGUAAAAUGCCUAACUUAAUCAAAUACAAUCGAUUGAUAUCAAUAAACACAUACUUAUUUGCUCUACAUAAGUUUUAACAGCUUUAAAUAGGUAAUAGGUCACUUUUGUGUGAUUGUUAUGACGUCAUUAAACUUAUUCGCCAAUUUUUAUAUUGAAGUAGGUAUUUUAAAGUUAUUAAAUUGGCAUUAGCCAAUUGAAAACUGGGGUUUCAGGUCUAAAAUGAGGUGCUUUUAAGGGUGGAAGGUUGGGGGAGGAAGAUAAUCUUAAGGGGUUAAAAAAAAACCUAUACUUAAAUCGAAAGCAGAAGGUUAAUGCAAGCUUAUUCGGGCCUGCACACUAAAAUUAAAAUUUUGAAUUUCAAUAAAAAUAGUGUUUUAGGUAUCAUCUACCAA
Ostrinia nubilalis (European corn borer) is the source of this 2016-nucleotide messenger RNA. Its product is annotated as glycine receptor subunit alpha-2-like. The record is from RefSeq and is a predicted model, not a curated record. Gene Ontology annotation, biological process: regulation of membrane potential; signal transduction; chloride transmembrane transport. Bases 300 to 1580 code for a protein of 426 amino acids. NCBI's taxonomy places the organism in Eukaryota, Metazoa, Arthropoda, Insecta, Lepidoptera, Crambidae. Gene Ontology annotation, molecular function: transmembrane signaling receptor activity; chloride channel activity; excitatory extracellular ligand-gated monoatomic ion channel activity. The transcript has 9 exons. Gene Ontology annotation, cellular component: synapse; plasma membrane; neuron projection.